UUCUUCUCCCACGAGCUCUCUCUGUCUCUCUCACUGGUUUUCUCCACUCCCCCGGCCUUCAUUUCAUUUCCCUUCUUGACCAAAAAUCCACCCCCUUUUCAGUGCUGGAGGUACCGGGGAUGGCCUUCAAGCAGGUCUUCUACGCCCUGCGUGAGGUUUUCCCACAGGUUGAUCUUCGAAUACUGAAGGCUGUAGCCAGUCAAUAUUCCUCUGAUGUCGAUGCAGCUGUCGGAUUUGUUUAUUCCGAUGUCCUUCCAGCAGUAAGCGAACCUACUGAAACACAUUAUACACUCCAAGAUAUUGAUUAUGCCGAACACGAUCAUACUGAUUCCAAGAAGCUUAACUUGCACUCUGGAAGGAUCUCAUUGGUGGAUAUAGGAGCUCAAGAGGAUGUUAGUGUCCUAUUUGGUGCGUCAGCUGAGAACAGCCACACUGUUGGCGAAUGCAAUCCAUUUUUAGAGUACGAUGAUGGACCAUUCUGCAGUAACAAAAAAAUAGAAAAUUGUUCCCAGAUUGAGGAUAAGGUGGUUAUAAAUGAAACAAGAAUUCCUACAACAGCAAUGAACAGUCUUCUUCAGGAGCAGUAUUUUCAGGUUGAAUCGUCACUGACAUCUGAAACGGAGCCACACAUGAUAGAGUAUGCGCAGUCUGCUUCAGGAGGAUGCAAUGAUCAUUGUGCCUCCAAAAAGGAUAAAGUAACUCCAGAGACUGAACAUAUAGGCAACCUCAAGCAGUAUAACGAUAAUUUUGAGUUCUCAGAUUUGUUUGCCUCUUCUGGGAGUAUGUUGCCAUUAUUUAUGGAGAGCUCUUCAGGUUGUGCAGUGAAACAUGAAGAGCAAAUGCCUCUGAAACCUUCUAAUGCCGUAAGUGGACAUGAUAUCGCCAGUUCAGAAGAUAAUUGUUGCUUGGAAACCUUGUUUGUGAAUUUUCACUCAAAUGAAGACAGGGAGACAUCAAAUAGCUUGCUGGAUGCUCCAACUGUCCAUACACUGUCCAAAGCAAAGGACAAUUAUGACUUGCAAGUUUUGUUUGAAAAUAUUGAUACUACUGGAAAAGAGUCGGGCGUGCUCUGUACUGCAGAAAAUCCCCCAGAACUCAACAAUUUGGCAAACGAUGGUAGUUUCCACAAUUUAUUUGCCGAACUAUGCACAGUUGACAAGACAACAGAAGUACCUUCGAAUUUUCCUGGGAAAGGUGGCUCCGAUAUAGUUCAUAAGGAACAACAAACUUUAAUACAUUCCAAUAAUUGUGGAGCUUUUACUGGUACAUGGAAUUUCAAUGAUGAUAAACAUUUUGUAUGCCCAAUUGUUGAGCUUGAUGCAUUUCGGCCUAAUGAAGAAUGGAAGAUGCCUGGUGCACAUAAAAGUGAGGGAAUUCUCGAUAUCUCUACUCAUUCAUAUCAUAUCACUGAUUUAAACAAGAAUAUUUCUGAUACCACUAAAAGCAAGGAAUUAUUGACUUCUUUGUAUGAAUCAACUAUCAUGAAGAUGAAGGAGGUGGAGCUUCAGGAAGAAAAUUCUCGACUAGCAAAACAGAAUGCUAACAAGGCACAUCAAAAUUAUCUUGCCAUGGUAGAUAACUUUAAUCAGCUCAUUGAGAAUUCCAAAGAGUCCAAUGAUAAGCAAGCUCAAGUAGUGGGUGAAGAAAAAUGUUUGUUGGUGGCUCUAACUCAGGACCUUCAGUCUCGACUUACCAAAAUAUCUGCUCAAAGAGAUGAAGCGCUUACAACUGUUCAGGAGAUUAAAUGUGAACUAGAUGCACGUCUAGCAACUUCGAUGGAAGAAGAAGCUACAGCCCUAGAGGACAUUAUGCAAAAGGAGAAAGUAGCUCUAUUGGUGCGUAAUGACAAGGAAGCUACAAUGCGGAGCAUAAUGGAGGAGUCAAGAAAUCUCCAAAAGGAAGCCGAAGAAAACAUUUUGUUGAGAGGACUAUUGUUGGACCAGGGCCGCCUCAUUGAUAUCAUGCAAGGAGAAAUAUCAAGUAUCCAUGCAAAUGUUGUAGCAAUGAAAGAGAGAACCCGUGGAAGCAAGCUGAUAUCAGCCUUGGUGUUAACUAGCUGCUCAGCUAAUUCUUACCACAAGGAUGAUUGCAAGAGUGCAUCUGUUGACACAGACUGGCCUAUGGGGAACGGCUAUAACAGCAAUGGUCUGCCUCAGGAGGAGAUUACAAGGAGCCUUGCUAAGGACCACACCACAUCGUCGGAUGACGACGAAGGAUGGGAGGUGCUGGAAACAGAGAAUGCCUAGAGUGGUUCAAUCCAAUGUUCAAUCACAUUUUUCUCAAUAAGAUGGCAGAGUCUUGGCUAACCCAAAAUUAUGUGCUAAGCAACAGAAUGUACAGCCCCACUAGUGCAUGGGGCAGAUUCAUGCACCCAACUGCUACUGUUGGAAGAUUGAACCUCCAAAAUAUGCAGGUGUUUGGUUCUUGCGCCUUGUAAUUAUACAAAUAUGCAAAUAUAGAUGUAUCAGUGUUUACUGUUGUAAUUAAACUUGCUUGUAAUCUAUAAUCAUGUAAAUAAAUAUAAAAUCAUGUGACUGUUUGUACAGAACCGAGUGUAUGUAUCAUUACAUACUGGAAAAGAAUGUGAUUCCAAUGUA
Lolium rigidum is the source of this 2597-nucleotide messenger RNA. RefSeq lists its product as uncharacterized. The coding region runs from base 120 to 2246 and encodes 708 amino acids. NCBI's taxonomy places the organism in Eukaryota, Viridiplantae, Streptophyta, Magnoliopsida, Poales, Poaceae. The transcript has 8 exons. The record is from RefSeq and is a predicted model, not a curated record.